GUUAUUAAAAGCUUUUAAAAUCAAAUAUUUAAAAAUGAAGCAUUCACGCAUGUUAUUCAUUCAUUAAACUAUAUAUUCUAAAAAGAAAUAAAAGAAUAUGAUUCAAAAGCCUAACAACAGUUCCCAGCAUUACAUUACUAAAAGAAUCAAAAUAUCUUUCGGUCCUUAUCGAGGUUCUGUUCUAUCAGCAUUAAUUCUCUACUAACAGACAUAUGCGGUAGUAAAUUCUGCAAUAGUAACUUCUUCGAUCGUAAAAAUUAAGACAAAAUGGUUUGUCAUGAUCAAAUCAUCGGGAAUAUUAAUGUGUAAAUUCAAUCCAAAAUGAUAAUAUUAACAAUGUGUGAAAAAAAUUUCAAGAAAUUUUGGUGUUAUGCAUUUUUUCUACUCAUCACUUCGUUAUCGAAAUCUGAGCAAAGUUUCACGAGCAACGAAGAGAAAAAUGAUAAUAUAACGAUACGAUAUGAGUUAGACUCUACAACAAACUAUGGCGACAAAAUAAAAACACUGUCUUAUGAUUUGUAUGAAAAAUCUAUUAACAAUACGCAGUACGACAAUAUGCAGAAUAAAUUUCAUACUAUUUCCAUGAGUAAUGAUGAUAACACGAUACGAUAUAAACUUAGCACAUCUUCUACACAGAAUCAUAUGAGUGAUAAACAAAUACCGAUGGGAUCUCAAACAAAUUCAACAAAUGCCAACUAUAAAAGAAAUUUUACAUCACAGGAAAUUUAUGGAAAUUUGAUGAAUAUUGAAGACAACAAUAAUUCUACGUCACACGAAUUUUUUGAAAAUUCCAAUAAAGAAAGCAAUAUAAGUAACAUCGUUUCAUAUGAAACAUGUCAACUUGACAAUAUUACUUGCAUUCAACUCUGUUGUUCUCCUGGCGAUCGCCUAGAUGACGACAUAUGCAUCCCGGAAAAAAUUAAAUACUUUCUUCCGAAUGUGUAUAAAUACACAAAUGAUUCGUUGCAAAGCGAAAAUAAAACGGUAGACGAAUUGUUUCAACUGACUAUUUAUGAUCCAUGUCAGGAAAAUCGCAUUCUGCUUCCCUAUGGUUUUCAAUACGAUUACAUGUUUUUUGCUAACGGUUCUCUCUAUAUAUCUUAUUAUAAAAUAUUUGCUAAGCCGACAUCAUAUUGUCUCGCAAUUACAGAGGGAGAUAAAUUCGAAGUAACUAUCUGCUCAGAGACUUAUCACGAGAUCCUUAAAAUAGCUGAUGAUCAAAAAGCUGAUGUCGAUAAUAAAAACUUGUCGGUUCAAAACAUAAAAAUCAUACAUAUGAGCUUCCAUAUUGUAUCUAUACUAUUUUUGAUAUCAAUAUUUCUGGUGUAUUCCAUAUUGCCAGAUCUCCGGAACGUACACGCUUUCAUGUUGCGCAGUUAUAGCGGUAUUUUGUCCGUCGCAUACACAAUCGACAUUGCAAAUAUUUUUAUUAAAUCGGAUGCUGUAGAGUAUUCCAUUUGUGUUACAAUAGCUUCCUUCCAAUACUUUUGCUUUUUAACAAGCUUUUUCUGGCUAAAUAUAAUGAGUUUCGACAUGUGGUGGACAUUUAGAGGAUUUUCUUCGUUACAAAGAAACGUCAGAAAUCGAGAAAAAAAAAAGUUAAUUCUUUAUGCUAUCUGUGCAUGGGGUAUACCUUUUAUCCUCGCUAUUAUCUGUAUCAUUAUGGAUUUUGCUUCCGAAAAUUUGCCGAAAAUUUUGCAACCGGGAUUUCACGCAGGUGAUUGCUGGUUUGCUGAGAAAGGAACGUUUUUAUUGUAUUAUUACGGAAUCAAAAGUAUCUGUAUCAUUAGUAGCAUUUGCUUAUCCAUUUCUACGGCAGUGAAGAUCGCGCGUUACGAAAAGGAAACAGGCCUUCGUUUGACAGAUUCAGAAAGCAAGCAAUAUAAUGACAAUAAGAAGUGGUUCAAUUUGUAUCUGAAGCUAUUUAUCAUGCUGUUUAUAGUAAUUGGCAUAAAAUGGUCCCUGAUGACAGCAACAUGGUUGUCUGAAAAUAUAUCAAAUACCACCUCAUAUGCUAUUGUUAAUUUGAUAGACAUUGUACAAAAUUUCUGCACAUUUAUCAUAUUUGUGUGCAAAAAGAAGAUCAAACAGAUGUUACUGAAGCGAUUCGGAUGCAGUGGAUUUAUUACAAAAGCUCGAUCCCCAACGAAUACAAUAUCGUCAGUUAUUCUCGUAGGAUAUCAAGAAAAUACUGCAAACUAUCGUUUCUUCAAUCCCAGUACCAAAAGAAUUACGGUAAUUAGAGACGUUACGUUCAACGAGAAGAGUACUUAUACGACAUCUUCAAUUGAGGAAUCCAAAGAAUUUGAAUCAAUGAUACCGAAAGACAAGGGUAGCGAUGAAAAAAUUAUAUGGGGAAGGAUCAGCGGAUCACAUUAAAUAUCACAUAUUCUAAAAUAAGUAAUAUUUAAAAAAAUAAUUAUACUAAUUAUUAUUACGAGUAAACUUUUUAGUAAGUUUUUCACUCACCUUUAAAAAAUAAUAAAGAAAUUACAAAGUUGUUCGAGAAAGUCUGUAUUAUAUUAUAAAGCCGUUAGAUUUAAAAGUCUUCUCGAAUAAUUCUCGAAUGGAAUAUUAUUUUUGCCUGGAAUGUUAUUUUGUGCUUAAUUCCGAUAAUUAUCCGGACAACGAGUACAUAUUCUUAACUAAUGGCUCUCUGUAUCAGCCGCAUCACGAUAAACUUAUUUGCUCAACGUCCUAUUGUCUUGCCAUCGUGCAUCGUUAUAAAUUCGAUGUAAUCAUUUGCAUUGACAUCAAAAACGAAACUAUAAAGGAAAGCAUAAGCAAGGUCAUGAACGGAAGUAUCAACGAAAUGAUAAACGAAAAUGUAGAUAAAUGGUUAAUUAAUCAUGUCAUCAUACUUUUUAUUCUCAAUGUUUUGUCUCUGCUUAUUCUUUUAAUGACGUUUGUGGUUUAUUCCGUAUUACCAGAGCUCCAGAAUAUUCACAUGCUACGUAGAUAUGGAUCGAUGUUUGUUGGAGGAAUGUGCUGGGAAGUAAUUCAACUCAUUCAAUACCAGGAUAUUGACAAUUUUGCUUGCUUCGCAUUGGAUACUAUUUAACAAUGCAAUUAACAAAGCAUAUAUGUCUAUCAGACUCAUCAGUUAAUUAUUAUUUUUUAAUUAGUACA
Messenger RNA from Camponotus floridanus (Florida carpenter ant), 3129 nucleotides. RefSeq names its product G-protein coupled receptor Mth2-like. The coding region runs from base 322 to 2379 and encodes 685 amino acids. Gene Ontology annotation, biological process: G protein-coupled receptor signaling pathway; cell surface receptor signaling pathway. NCBI's taxonomy places the organism in Eukaryota, Metazoa, Arthropoda, Insecta, Hymenoptera, Formicidae. Gene Ontology annotation, cellular component: membrane. The record is from RefSeq and is a predicted model, not a curated record. Gene Ontology annotation, molecular function: G protein-coupled receptor activity. The transcript is spliced from 7 exons.